AUGUUACCCAAAUGGUUGAUCACCUCGCUCAUCCUAGCGUCGGCAGGAGGAGAGUUGGUGCAAGCCAGGAGCGUCGGACAAGUUUCUGCAGGGGAGGGGAAACAACGUGAUCUGUUUGAUCAGUUGCUACACAAUUUGGCAGGGAAGUAUUUCCCAGGUGGUGGUGAUGGCACGGGUAAAUUGCAGUGGACCGUUCAUCCGCUGCCGAGGAAGAGGCAGCUCAACUUGAGCCCGAGCAUCUUUGGAGGUGGUAGCGGUGAGGACAGCAGUGGUGAUGCGACGAGUGUGGGCGGUGGUGGCGGCGGAGGGGGGAAUGCGAUGCCAGCUUCGAUCCUAGCGGCAGCGUCCGCGGCGGCGAACACUGCUUCACCAAGUGCGAGUGCCAGUGCUAGCGCUACAGGCAACACGGAUCGUUCGUCUGCUACAGCAAGCAACACUCCUGCUUCAUCCGCUUCCUCUAAUCCGCCAGCUUCUACGUCUGCAGCUCCAACCUCGUCAGCUGUCCCGCUAUCCAAGAUCAUCACCAGCAAUUCCGCCUCCUCGACCUCUUCUCCCAGCACCACCUCUUCCUCCUCAUCCACCUCCACCGCUUCACCCACCUCAACCUCGUCACCCUCCAGCUCCGACCAAGCACUCCUCUCCCCGAAGAACAAGUUCUUCCCACUCGUCGUCACCGGACUCGCCGCCGCCGGUCUGGUCGCUCUCAUGAUGCUCAUCGCCAUCGCCCGCUGUCUCGCCCACGACCAGCUGCGAAGGGACAACCUCAAGAAAUCCUACGGCUUCGACGACUCCUCCCCCAAAGAUCGCUUCACAUCCGCACCGAUCGGAGCGGCUCGAUCGAUCCGUCGAGCGCUCACCAAGAAGAAGCAGCUCGGAAGCUUCGCCCGGCGAACCCAGGAUGGCUCGGUGCUGAUCGAGGUCGGGGACGAAGUGUUUGCGGUACCGCCGCAUCUGGCGGAUAGCUAUCGCGAGAGGAUUUUGAGGGAGAAGAGGUCGAGGAGCGAUUUGUCGAGCGAAUCGAAUGGGUUUGGGGUCAAGGCAAAGUAUCUUAGCGACGGGGGACCGGAUGGCGAUGAGGAGCAGGCGAGGAUGAAGUACGACGCAAUGUUGGACGGGGAGGGAGGAGGUGUGAGGAGGAGUUUGAGUCAGAGGUUGGGCGAUAGGUUGCGAUCGCUUACGGGUGGUGCAGCCGAACCGGUGGAGGAGAAGGCUGCCUUCUCGUUUGCUUUGCAGAACCAGCCGCGAGGGGCGAUGCGACAGAGCGAUCUCACCGCUCGUCAAGGUGCACUCACCCAAGGUGCACCAGGUUGGUCCAUCUCACAACGUCAGAGUUCAGCGGGCUACACCGCUCCAAAGCAACCAAAGGAAGAGUUCGGAACGGCAAAGAUCAUGCCUCGAAGCAGUCCUCCCCGACCGCCUGCCCUGACCCCGGCUGCCACCGCUCCAUCCCACCCUCUACCUGCUCCCACCACUCAACGCACCAAAGCACGCAAACCACCCCCCAAGCUAGAGCUCUCGCUGCUGACCUCCAAGUUGGCCGAACUCGAACGUCUACCCGCCAGCUCCUCGCUCACGCACUCAUCCCGCGCCUCGGCCAACGGAACCUUCGGCGCACCCACCCUCUCCACCACCUCCUCUUCCGACCACACCUCGAUCCCCGGUGCCUUCCCUGAACGCACCAAAUCCCUCUACCGCUCCAACACCAAACCCUCCGACACCGUCGGAACCUACCGUCACCGACCCUCCUCCGCCGUCCGCUCCAAAACCCACCACAAUCGCGAUAGCACAGCCCUAGGCUCACCCACCCGCUUCACCCACGAAACCCACCGCAUCCCCGUCAACCCGGAGAAACCUCAACCCGCCAAAACUUCCGACAAAAGACCCCUCCCCAUUCCCCCACCUUUCUCCCUCCCCAAGUGA
Pseudozyma hubeiensis SY62 is the source of this 1920-nucleotide messenger RNA. RefSeq lists its product as hypothetical. The record is from RefSeq and is a predicted model, not a curated record. NCBI's taxonomy places the organism in Eukaryota, Fungi, Basidiomycota, Ustilaginomycetes, Ustilaginales, Ustilaginaceae. Bases 1 to 1920 code for a protein of 639 amino acids. The transcript has a single exon.